CACGGACACGAACGGAGAAUGUACGACAGUCUCACCGCACCGUGGUGCACAGAGCGGCGGGCGCCGUCGAUCGAUGGGUGUAAACGCUUCCGGGCGCGCGGUGUUGACCCGUCUGCCAGGCUAGCCGGAUUGCCGCACCGCGAGCUGGCGUCCACGUCAAAACCGAAGCAAAGCGGCGGCGGCGGCAGAGGGAGGGAGGGAGGGAGGGGGACACCGACACCUGCCGCGUAACAAGGAGAGCGCGAGGUGGGGGAGAUCCGAGCAGGCGCACCGCCCGUAGAAGAUCUGGUUGGUGCCCGGAGAAGAAACAACGAGGUUGCCGGUCUACCAGCAAGAACAGGAGGAAGGGGAGCGAGCAGCCGGAGGAAAUCUAGGGAGGAGGAGGACGAGGGGGGAGAUCUCUCUUCUAGCUCGAUGGAGCGGGGAGAGGGGCAGGGAGGGGACUCCUCCGGGGGGCAAGUCAGGAAGAAGAGGAUGCGAAGGAAAAGCACUGGCCCUGACUCCAUUGCUGAGACAAUCAAGUGGUGGAAGGAACACAACCAGAAGCUCCAGGAGGAGAGUAGCUCCCGGAAGGCACCAGCCAAGGGUUCUAAGAAAGGGUGCAUGGUCGGGAAAGGAGGCCCUGAUAAUGGGAAUUGCGCAUACCGCGGUGUGAGGCAGCGGACAUGGGGCAAGUGGGUGGCCGAGAUCCGUGAGCCCAACCGUGGCAGGAGGCUAUGGCUGGGUUCAUUUCCUACUGCUGUGGAGGCUGCUCAUGUGUACGAUGACGCGGCGAGGGCGAUGUAUGGUCCCACGGCACGUGUCAACUUUUCGGAGAGUUCUGCAGAUGCCAAUUCUGGUUGCACGUCAGCACUUUCUUUGCUCGCGUCUAAUGUACCACCGGUUGCUCAACGGUCUGAUGACAAGGAUGAGGUGGAAUCUGUAGAGACUGAGGUGCAUGGGAUGAAAAUGAAAGCGAAUGAUGACUUGGGAAGUAUCCACGUGGAGCAGAAGACUCUGAAGGUAAUUCAAUCUGAGGAGAGUGUUUUACACAAAGAAGGGAACAUAAGUUAUGAUUACUUUAACGUUGAAGAUGUUCUUGAGAUGAUAAUAAUAGAAUUGAAUGCUGAUAAAAAAAUUGAAUUACAUGAAGAAUAUCAAGAUGGAGAUGAUGGAUUUAGUCUUUUCUCAUAUUAGAGGUGUCACCAUGCUGAGCAGUAGGAACAGCUUCAUUCGUGCUGUUAAGGAAAUGCUUCAGACUUGAAGCUCUGUAGUCAUUUGUGGCUUUCAUCUUACUGAGACAUAGCUUUAUACUAUAAGCCAACCGGUACAAGAAGUUGUCCUGUGUGUUGUGUUCCUGUACUAUAGUUACUAUAGUAGGAAAUGAACCCAUGUUUUAUGUGCUGUCUUGGUAUUUAAUAUUGCACAUUUGCUCGGGCGAACUCAAGCUAGCUCUACAAAAGGAGUGGUGAGAAUACUGAAUAAGACUCCAGGGUUGCUCAAAUGGGCAUAUGAGAAAGUUAUUUCUGUGUAACGGCGUAUUUGACCACAAUAGAAUAAUCUUGGGACCAAUAUCUUACUUUUUGUGCCUCAUACAUGCAUGGAUUUGUCACUACUUAGUUCACACACUGCUAUAUAAUCAUUCAGAGCACAAUGAAUUUAUGAAAACUUUGUAAGGGGAAGCUGCAGGCAUUCUCUGAAUUCAAGCCACCUUGUUUCACUGUGAAAGGUCCUUUGUUUGUUAGGCCAGUAGGUUAGCCAAAUCCAGCCUCGGAUCUCCCGGUCCAUAGUCUUUCCUAAUGUUGCACCACAGAUCUUCCACCAGACACUGUCUCCAUACUCAUCACAUGCAAAAAUGACACCCCCUUGCUUUGUGAAUGGGUGGUACGCAUUUGAAUACCUGUCACGGAACCAGGCUCUUGGCUGAAGCAGUGAAAGCUUGGAAGGCUUUGAAGAAUAAACCUCCCUUCCAUUUAAACCAUCAUGAAGAAACCAGUUCAAGGUUGCAGUGUUGCCAUGCACAGACUGUUCAAAUUUCCAGGGCUUCAUGGCUAGUGUAAGGCUUUCAGUGACUGAUGCUUUAAGACCAAAUGAGUUUGGCGGAUCAAAUGAACCCUCAAAGCCCUUUUCAAGACCAAACUCAUGUGUGGGGUUGUCGUUGGACUUGACAGUACAUCAGAUUGCUGCAUAGGUGUGAUUUGCAGCAUGACACGUGAUGGGAAGUGUUUCUCCUUGGAGCCAUAUCCUCGUUCUGCCAAGAGUGUCUCAGAGACCAAAGAGUCCACAUCACACCUGAGAUGUAUGCCAAGUUCUUCCAUGCCCAUGGCUAUGACUGGGCAGUACAGCUGCACCUUCCAGAGCCCGCUUGCUGACAGAGCAUAUGAGAACAGUGGCGAUGGCACCCCAAAUGAGUGCUUUGAGGAUCGCAGCUCCACGAUCCAGUUAGUUACUGCAAGAUUCAUUGUCUGCAUCCAUUGGUACUCAAUGUUUGCCCCGAGCAUUUUGACAAGGGUUUUUGCAGCAUCUCUGCACUUUGAACCAGUAAGCUGGGCUCUCAGUGAAUCCAAGCAUCCAGGACGGAGAUCAUGAGGAGCCUCGUAGAUGCAAACCAGGAAGGCAAGGGAGAAGAAAACUAUGUUGAACACGUCCUUGAAGUUACCAUGACGCUGUGCCCCAGGAAACCAAAAGGAUGAUUUCUUGUCAGGUCCAUACCUCAGCACUGAGUUGACAAUGUUGACGAACACCUGUAUCAUAUCUUGUUCGUCUAGAGUUUGCUGUGUCUUUGUUUUCAGGUGGACUGGCUUUGACGUCCACAGAGAAAUCGACACACGGUAGUUUGCAAAGAUGGAGAAGGUGACAUAGGAAGGCUGGGGGUGGGAGGGGCUUUCACAACCGAGAGGUUCAUGGAUGGCUGUGAUGAUGCAGAUGCCGAUGGUAUGGUGCAAAUACAAAGGGACAUGGCGGUGGUGCGCCAUUGGGAGAAUGGAGGUAGGUUGGUGAUCCAACCCCAUCCAUCGGGAGCAAAGUUGUAUGCCAUUGUUUUGGUGUUGGAAACUCAAGCUGGUGGUUUGAUGAGGAGAAUAGGUAGGUUUUAUAGAGGAUGAAGGCAAUUGUUCCGUGGGUAAAAUUUUUGUUGUCCAUGAUUGAGUCCAGUAAGGCCUGGCAAAGUUUGGGGUAAAGCAGAUUCUCGGUUAGAAAACUGGUAUCUGGUUUGAAGAAUUUCUGUUGUCAAUUGGACCUUGAGGAA
Messenger RNA from Phragmites australis (common reed), 3226 nucleotides. Its product is annotated as dehydration-responsive element-binding protein 2A-like. Gene Ontology annotation, biological process: response to stress; positive regulation of DNA-templated transcription. Lineage: Eukaryota; Viridiplantae; Streptophyta; Magnoliopsida; Poales; Poaceae. The transcript has 3 exons. The record is from RefSeq and is a predicted model, not a curated record. Gene Ontology annotation, molecular function: transcription cis-regulatory region binding; DNA-binding transcription factor activity. Gene Ontology annotation, cellular component: nucleus. The coding region runs from base 415 to 1176 and encodes 253 amino acids.